Messenger RNA from Salvelinus fontinalis (brook trout), 2540 nucleotides. RefSeq lists its product as uncharacterized. Bases 488 to 1696 code for a protein of 402 amino acids. Lineage: Eukaryota; Metazoa; Chordata; Actinopteri; Salmoniformes; Salmonidae. Gene Ontology annotation, molecular function: phosphatidylinositol binding. Gene Ontology annotation, biological process: intracellular protein transport. The transcript has 7 exons. The record is from RefSeq and is a predicted model, not a curated record.
UAAAUAUCGUUCGGAGCGCUCAACUCUGAAUAGCUAAUGUUAGCUAGCUAAUUAUUUGUGGCUCUUUCAAAACACAUUUUUAAGAAGACGUUUAAAAUGUACCCUGACUACAUAUGAAAGUAACCAGCUAGCCUAGCCCAAGUUGUCAUUCCAAAACAUGAUUCAUCAGUUUGUUAGUCUAGCAAGGAAGUAUGGGUAAACAAACGUUAGUGUCAGUGACUUUUGAAUUAUAUCAACAUUUGUUUUUACAAUGUGGCUACAGCCAAAUAUUUUUUUUUAAACAGGAGUGGUUAGUGGUGGAGGAGUUAAACCUAUUGCGUCUCUGUGUUAUCAAGACGAGGAGGGUAAUCUUGAGGGCAAAGGGCAAGUGGGGAUGAAUUCCUUCAAUCUUCUGUUCCCAUGGCUAACAGCAAAGAGAAGCAAAAGACUAACUGCAUUUGAGAUGUUAUCCAUGGAUUGCACUCCAAGGGAUUAACAGAUACUCUGAAUGAUGAUUAAGAAUCACGAAGAAGAUGAGUUUGUUGCUGUGCGAGUCCAAGAUCCUCGGGUUCAGAAUGACGGGUCUUGGAAUUCAUACGUAGAUUUCAAGAUAUUCCUACACACCAACAGCAAGGCCUUCACGGCCAAGACGUCAUGUGUGCGCCGGCGCUACAGUGAGUUUGUCUGGCUCAAGAAGAGGAUGCAGAAGAACACUGGCUUGGUACCUGUCCCAGACCUGCCCAGCAAGCCCUUCUUCUCCUCUAGUGGUGAGGACUUCCUUGAGAAGAGGAGGAAAGGCCUGCAGUCCUUUCUGGACAAAGUGUGUAGCAUGACAGUGUGUCUGUCAGAUAGCCAGCUCCACCUCUUCCUGCAAACCCAACUGCCGGUUGGUCACAUCCUGGACUGUGUGCAGGGCCACACCCCCUACACGGUGACAGAGGCCAUCCUCACCUACGGCUCAUCCAAUCAGGGCCGGGUUCCAGAAGAGGACUCGGCCCAGGACCCGAGUCUUACUCCAGUUCCGUAUGAGUCCAUGGAGAGCCGUGUUCCUCAUCUACCUACCCUGCAAUGUGAAGAGCCCCUCACCCCUGUGAACCUCACCUCCAGUAAGCCAGAGGGCCAAUGGACUGAGAAGUUCCUAGCUGACCCCCAUGACAUAGACGCUGUAGAGUUACAGUUGAGAGAGUUACUCGGUGAGACCCCUUCCUCAGAGGUCACCCAAGAGGACCACGAUGUAGUCCAGGUAGAGGCCGUCCUGGAGACACACAGCCCAGUGGAGACUAUCUUUAAGUGGGGCGGCCAUGAAGACUCUACCCCAGAAAGGCUCGACCAUGAGGAGGUGAUCCACCACCAAGGGGAUUGUCAACAGCUGACUCUUGUGGAAGCGCACUGUGUAAAGGACACCGGCUUGGAGGAGGAGUGUGUAACGGAGGUGAAGAAUGAGAGGGUCAUUGAGGAGACCCAUACAGACAUCCCUCCCAAACAGAGUAGCCCAGAGCUAGACAUCCAUGAGGAAACCCCUCAAGAUGGCCUAAGGGAGACAGUUCUAGAGGACCUUAACCCUGCGGAGGAAGCUCAAGAAACAACCUCAGAAGGGGACAGCGACAAAGACACAGUAACAGCCAUUGAGCUGGACAGCCAAGGACACACGAAUGAGAUCAACUCCCACGUAGAGGUGGAAAGUGUUGAUGACUUAACCCAAGAGGUAGAAAAUUGAGACGUUGCAACCCAAAAGGUAGAAGUCGAUGACUCAUCUCAAGGUGGAAAGUGGUGAUGAGACAACCCAAGGGAAGACUCCCUUCGACAUUCAACAAGUAAAUAAUCAGCUGGACACAACAGAAGCGGUUCACAGUGACGAGGAAAUUAAUGGAGAGGACGGGGAGAGUCUUGGGAAUGGGGAGACUACAACAUCCGAUGGGAGUAAUAAGGAGAACGACAACAAGGACAUGAGACAAAUGGCUACAUGGAGUCAGCUCCUGAGAAGGGACAUCACAAAACAGACCACAGAGGCAGAAGAAGUCCUCAAGAACAGACAUUCGAAAGCCCGAAACGAACCAAGAUCCCUCACAUGAAGAAAUAACACCUGAGGUACACAAUGCUCAGCGGACCAAUGGUGUCAAAGUCUGAGAGGGAAUUAGUCUAACUCAACCGGCUGUGUUGCCCAAAUGGCAUUGAUGUGGCAAAUAAUUUGGCAGUUAAUUCACAUGCCUUCUGAAUGCUGUGUGAUCCAGAACUAUGAUGCUGUUAAAAUGUGAGUUUGGAGUGGGUGAAAGUUACUCAAGACAACUUAUCAUGCAAUCAACGUUGACUGUGUUUUAUUCAUAACUUCUGGGGGAAAAUAGUGUCAUCCUGCAUGCGUUCCCUUAGGCAUUCUGUGUUGCUUUUGUGGGGCGGUUUCUGGGUUCAGCUUGAACAAACAGGGAUGAGUGUCGUUCCACCUAAAAGCACAAGAAUUGUGCUGAAAUUAUUUCUGUAAUUAGAAACAAGUUUCAUUCCUGAAACAUUAUUUUGUGGAAAUAUGAUUUGAUCUCUGAGAAAUAAAUGUAGUACCUAACAUCCUA